ACGGUUAAAAAGAACCAAGGAUAAAUACUUGAGUUUUUCUUUAUUUUGUAUCAACCUUAAAAUAACAAAAUCAAUUUAAUAAAAAAUAAGAAAAUUAUUAUAUUAAAAAACUUUAGAAAAAUCAAAAUAAUUGAAAAAAUAAUCCGAAAACAUUAUUUUUGUUGUAAUUAUUAUAAUAGAACUCAAUCUCUAAAUCAAAGAAUUAUUUUCUUUAAAUCAUUAAGUUCUACAUAGAAAUUAGUGAAAAUCAAAGCAUAAAACUUUGAAAAUCAGACAUUUUUUUUUUGGAAUAAUUGAUUUUUUUUUAAAUUUUUUGAUUAUAUUUAUUUUAUCAUAGGAAUGUCAUUUUCUUGUUAAUUUAGAAUAA
Rotaria sp. Silwood1 is the source of this 367-nucleotide messenger RNA. Lineage: Eukaryota; Metazoa; Rotifera; Eurotatoria; Philodinida; Philodinidae. The record is from the annotation of a GenBank genome assembly.